CAGCGUUUUCAGUCGCUCCGUGAAGCCCGCCGCACUCACAUCGAAAACGCGCGUAAAUCGUCGGAUUCAAAUCGCCUCGAAUCGCUACGCACUUGGAGACGAAUAUCAAAUAUAUGAAAAUAAUUAAUUACGAGGCUGCCGAAUAAGCGGAAUCAAAUUGAUUUCCCUCGACUGCAUUUUGCAGUGACACCAUCAAACCAAAAAUAAAUUAGAAAGUCUAGUACUCACAAUACAGACUUGCCAAAAUGCCGAAGCCCCUUUUAAAUUCGUGCUGUUUGUGCCAAUCGACCCGGAAUGGCUCCGUCAUCUCGGGCAUCCUGGCGAUAGUCCUGUCGAUCAUUACCAUUGUGGUGAUCUUCACGACACGUGUGCACUUCAAGACGAUAAUCUUUGACUUCAUCCCCAAUGACAUUGUGAAGAUUAUCCUAGUCAUCAAUUUGUGCAUGACGAUCUUGAUAUCGUUGCUCAUGGUCAUAGGUGCGCUGAAGCGGAACCACUAUCUGAUGGUCCCAUGGGUGGUCCUCGGCAUUAUGAUUGCCAUCGGUCUGCUGAUCUCCGUCAUCUACACGGGCAUCGUCUUCUUCAUCGACGGCUACGUGCUGACUGGCGUCAUUUGGCUGAUCUUCGGCCUAAUUGUCUGCGCCAUUAUGACCUACUGCUGGUGCGUGGUCUAUAGUGAAUACGCCAACCUGUCCGAGGAGAACGAACGCGGUCGUUACAACAAGCAGCCGUACCGCCGCUAGGAUCUCCAGGAGCACUAUUCAUCAGAAAUUGCAUUCUAGAAGCAGCCUUCAACACCCAUACAUCUUCAUCCUAGCUUCUUAUGUUCGUUUUUAGUGAUUAUGUCUAACUAAUAAUUUUAAUUUAGUUGAGGCGAGCCAGCCCUUCGCUCACAUCGAAUUUACGCGGCCCGCGGCAUUAAGUGCAAUGGAAUAAUGUAUUUAACAUUUAAAUAAAACUUUAAUCCAGAUAUUAUGUGAAUUUCUGUUGUAAUUUGUACGUAAUACUUGUAAUUGUGAAUGAGGACUUCAAAAACCGAAUAUGAAUAACAAAAAUAAAAACAAACUGUUUAUUUAUCAA
Drosophila santomea is the source of this 1080-nucleotide messenger RNA. Its product is annotated as lysosomal-associated transmembrane protein 4B. NCBI's taxonomy places the organism in Eukaryota, Metazoa, Arthropoda, Insecta, Diptera, Drosophilidae. Bases 246 to 743 code for a protein of 165 amino acids. The record is from RefSeq and is a predicted model, not a curated record. The transcript is spliced from 4 exons.